GACAGACCGGUCCCCCUUCUGUUGCUGAACCACAGCAGACAUGGCGGAGUUCAGCCAGGCGGGCCUCCUGGCGGCUCUGCUCCUCUUCACGGCCCUCACGGUCCGGGACGUUUAUCUCGGUAGAUCGAGUCCGCAGCGAGGAGACCAGCAGGCCGACAGCCCCGGCCUCUCCCCGGACACCCCGCCGGAUUUAGAGCCCGGGAAGCCCGGCAAGUCCUCCAUGUACACCGGGCCCGUGCUCAAGUUCCAGUACUGUAUCUCCUGAGGCUACAGUAAGGUGUUCCAGGAGUACUCCCGGUCCAUCAGCCAGCUGUACCCGGACAUCCGCAUCCAGGGAGAGAACUACCCCCCCACCCCCUUCAACAGGUGUGUCGGCAACCUGAUCUCCUACCUGAAGCUCCUCGCCAUCCUGCUCGUUGUCAGCGGCCAGAACCCCUUCGUCCUCCUCGGCCUCGACACGCCCAGAGCCUGGACCUGGAGUCAGGACAACAAGAUUUUCUCCUGUCUGAUGGCGUUCUUCUUCUGCAACAUGAUGGAGACGCACUUCCUGUCCACGGGGGCCUUCGAAGUCACGCUAAACGACGUCCCCGUGUGGUCCAAGCUUCAGUCGGGUUACGUCCCGAACAUCCAGGAGAUCUUCCAGAUCCUCGACACCCACCUGAAGAUGAACCAGGUGGAUCCUGGGAGCUUCCCCUCCACCUAAAGCUGCAUGCAGCCGUGCUGCGUUCACAUGUCCCGGCUCAGUGGGACGUUCGACCGCUGGCGCUCAUGAAGGUUUGGCCUAAAAGCAGACUCUGCGGGGCCCGGCCGGAUGUCCCUCGCCGCGAAACGAGCGCUCCCUCUGCGCCGGAUCACAGCUCGAAACUACAGUACCCAUAAUGCAUCUGUCAGCUGGACGCCCAGGCUGACGUCUCUCCUGGAUUCUCUUAGUUCUAUUUUUUUAUUUAUUUAGUUUGAGGUUCAGCAGGAACCAAAUAACUCUACGGUACAGUUAGCUUCAUGCUAAUUAGCCUCCGUCUGGACAGGAAGUACCAGACAGGAAACAGAAAUGAAUGAAUAUGAAACAUUUUCACUGUCAGUUAUUUUUUACGUCAUCGUGUCGUCUGAAAUAAAAAGAAAAGUUUCCGACUUUAA
This is a messenger RNA of Micropterus dolomieu (smallmouth bass), 1134 nucleotides long. RefSeq names its product selenoprotein T, 2 (gene selenot2). Gene Ontology annotation, cellular component: endoplasmic reticulum membrane. Gene Ontology annotation, biological process: cell redox homeostasis. The record is from RefSeq and is a predicted model, not a curated record. The transcript has 6 exons. Lineage: Eukaryota; Metazoa; Chordata; Actinopteri; Centrarchiformes; Centrarchidae. Gene Ontology annotation, molecular function: thioredoxin-disulfide reductase (NADPH) activity.